Phytophthora sojae is the source of this 1302-nucleotide messenger RNA. RefSeq lists its product as hypothetical. The record is from RefSeq and is a predicted model, not a curated record. NCBI's taxonomy places the organism in Eukaryota, Oomycota, Peronosporomycetes, Peronosporales, Peronosporaceae. The transcript has a single exon. The coding region runs from base 1 to 1302 and encodes 433 amino acids.
AUGGAGUACCUUUCGUCGUCGUCGAAUCCCAACAACCAGGACAGCCUGCCUUCGGAAACGCUGCAAAGGGCCCACGAAGAGAUUGUGGACGAGAAUGUACCGGAGCCGCAACACACUAGCCCGGGAGAGCAGAAGGAUGAAGAGGAGGAGAGUGAUAUUUAUGAGCAAGACGCCAGUCAGCACGCGCAGAAGAAGCAGAGGGUGGAGCCCAACGAAUACCAGGCGCAGAUUGACAAGCUGCAGCAGGAGAUCGCUGAGGUGAAGGAGCGGUUGGCCUCUUCACCGACUAAUUCGACCCAUGAAAUCGGGAAGAAUUGUAUUGAAGUGAAGCAAACUGUAGCCACAAUGAUGCGGAAGUUGGCUGAGCAUGCGCACUGGCUGCAACGCGUUAGCAGUUUGAUGGAGACGGCGCCGCUUCUGAACUUUGCUGUAGCUGCGGGCGACGAGCAAGGGGACGCAGACGCAAUGCGGCAACGGAGUCUCAAGUCACUUGACGAGUGGAGGGGUGAGCCCCCUCAUUCUCGCUUGAUACUGGACGAACGCCUGCGAGCUGCCGUGAUCAUCUGCCAAGAAAAUGCUGCAAGACUCCUGCGAGAUGCAACGGGCGAUCAAACUUUCAUCCGGUUGGCGCUGCAGUUCGAGUCGCACGGGUGGGAGAUCGCAACGGGGACACUGGUGAACGACCACAUGGGCUUUAAAUGCCACCGGGUGCUGCCUGCUGAGCUGGACAGUAAGGCCAAGGAGGUGGCUAUGGCGGUGUGGAACUUUGUUGAAAGUGAUGAAAUCUUCCGCACCUUUGUGCCGCUCGUCCAAGACUCGAUCGUCACCCACCAGGAGGCCGACUGCUCUCUGACGUGUCGAGUGCUCCAGCUUUCGCAAGAAAUGAAUCAACAGGCAGUAGCGACCGUGGAGGCUAUCAGCUCGACUCGCGACGAUAAUGGGGAGGAAAAUUCGUGGGAAGUUUCCAUGGAGGCUGUGCACGACCACUACCUGUGCACCUUUGUGGCGGACGCGACUGGCGACUCGGUCAUCCCGAACACCGCUCCGCCCGUGAAGCUGGACCUCGGACUGCAGAUGAGCAAGCUCAACAUGCACAACAAGUUCGUGAUGGCCGCGCGCGUGAGCAAGACGGACGAAGGGGUCGACGUCUUCCUCGCCGGCUCCACGCGUUUCGACCUCCCGUGCUACUGCGACCCCGCGUUCGACUUGCUGCAGCAUUUCGUGUCGUACCUGCCAGUCUACGAAAACCUGCACCUGACACCGCUGACUGAGGACAAACCCCCGUCGGAUGUACUCCUUUGA